UAUGAAGCUUCAGAAGCUUAUGUUUAUUUACGUUAUAUGUGCAGAGAGUACCCGCGAAAUUUACAAUGUAUUACCGUUAUAUAUACUUAUGUUUAAUUUUAAUAAACUUUUGUUCUGUUAGUUAUGGUCUUGAUCCCAUCUCUGCAGGGUCAUAUGCAAUUGGAGCUAUAAGUCUUUCAGCUGGAUUUGCUGGUUAUAAAUUUGUUAGAUGUAAAUUUGAAGAAUGCUGCGAUGAUCAGUGGAUAGACUUGCAAUCCAGUGAUCUUAAAGAAGACUUUACACACAACUUGUUUGGCCAACACCUUGCCAAACGUAUUGUGCCAAAGGCAUUGCAAAUGCAUGUUUUGAAAACUAAGCCCAAAAAAGCUCUUGUGAUGUCUUUCCAUGGAUGGACCGGAUCUGGGAAGAAUCACGUGAGCCAGAUGCUUGUAAAACAUCUAUUUAAGAAAGGGGCUGAAAGUCAGUUUCAUCAUCUCUAUAUCGGAACUCGGGAUUUUCCUCACGAGGAAGAAGUUAACAAGUAUAGGGCUCGUUUGAGAAAAGAAAUUGAGGAAGCAACUCAAAAAUGUGAUCGAUCUCUGUUCAUUUUUGAUGAAGUGGAUAAAAUACCUUCUGGUGUGCUUGAUGCAUUAAAACCAUACAUUGAUUAUCAUGAAAAUCUUCAUGGAAUUGAUUAUCGAAAAAACAUAUUUAUUUUUCUGAGCAAUACAGGUGGAAAUAACAUUACAAAAAUUGCCCUUGAAUUUUGGACUGAAGGCAAAAAUAGGGAAGAUAUAUCUUUAAAAGAUGUUGAGCAUAUUAUAACAGGGGGAGCUUAUAAUGAACCAGGUGGACUUCGACACAGUGAAAUUGUGAGAAGUGCCUUGAUUGAUGUUUAUGUCCCAUUCUUACCACUUGAAAAGAAACAUGUGAAGAUGUGUGCAGCAGCUGAACUUCAGAAAAGAGGUUUAAAAACUGAUAGUACAACUGUGAAUCGUAUUGCUGAUCAACUUUUGUAUGAACCUUUUGAUCUCUAUUCCAAAUUUGGUUGUAAAAAAAUAACCCAGAAAGUUGAUCUUUUUGGCUAUGAAGAGUUUUAAGGAAAUUCAACUUCUUUGUUAUUUUGUACAUACAUGAAAAGCAAGCUUAUGUUGAACUGUUGUUGAUCAUUUAACUCACCAUUACAUAAGGAUUUUUAUAUCAUCUAUUCAUUAACAUAUUUUAAUCAUAUGUUUCAAAGGGUAUUGAAUAUAUUUUGCUAUGCAAAGGGAACAUUCUCAGUCUCUCUCUCUCUCUCUCUUUCUGAUGCAGGUUACAUUUAUUAUAGCUAUGUAAUUAAUAUGAUCAAGAAAGAAAUCUGUGAAUUUUUAUGCUGAUUAUAUUGCUAUUUCUUAAUGGAACACACAUCAGUUGUCUCUCAAAGCAUGAUGUGGAUAGAUUCAGAAUUAUGUAGAUAAUAAUAUUUUUAAUCUAUUUUGUAUAAGAAAACAAACCAUAAUUUUUGUAUUUUCUAUAUCUGCUGUAAAUAUUUCAAAUUAUAUUUUAUUAGACAGUGUAUCAUUUAUUUGCAUUUU
Messenger RNA from Argiope bruennichi, 1553 nucleotides. RefSeq names its product torsin-1A-like. Gene Ontology annotation, molecular function: ATP hydrolysis activity; ATP binding. The coding region runs from base 66 to 1079 and encodes 337 amino acids. The transcript has 5 exons. The record is from RefSeq and is a predicted model, not a curated record. Gene Ontology annotation, biological process: cellular response to misfolded protein. Lineage: Eukaryota; Metazoa; Arthropoda; Arachnida; Araneae; Araneidae.